Ochotona princeps (American pika) is the source of this 367-nucleotide messenger RNA. RefSeq names its product DNA-directed RNA polymerases I, II, and III subunit RPABC4-like. NCBI's taxonomy places the organism in Eukaryota, Metazoa, Chordata, Mammalia, Lagomorpha, Ochotonidae. The transcript has a single exon. Gene Ontology annotation, cellular component: RNA polymerase I complex; RNA polymerase II, core complex; RNA polymerase III complex. Gene Ontology annotation, molecular function: DNA-directed RNA polymerase activity; zinc ion binding; DNA binding. The record is from RefSeq and is a predicted model, not a curated record. The coding region runs from base 17 to 193 and encodes 58 amino acids. Gene Ontology annotation, biological process: DNA-templated transcription.
UUGCCUCGCAGGGACAAUGGACACCCAGAAGGACGUUCAACCCCCCAAGGUGCAGCCAAUGAUUUACAUUUGUGGAGAAUGUCACACGGAAAAUGACAUAAAAUCCAGGGACACAAUCAGAUGCAGGGAGUGUGGAUGCAGAAUCACGUACAAGAAGAGGACAAAAAGAUCAGUGGUUUUUGAUGCUCGAUAAAACGUGACAGUUGAAAGGAAUGUCCACAUUUGUACUUGGAUUUGCUGUACAUGUUUCUCCUUGUUGUACAGCUUUUGAUGUAGCAUACUUAUUCUUUUGAACUGGAUAUGAUUUCCCUUUAAAAAUCAUAUUGUAUUUAGGUAUCUUUUAAUAUAAGGAAAUUGUUCAAAAAAA